AUGAACCUAUCCACUGGUAGCUUGUCUAACGUCGUCGACUUCAGCCAGGAGACGUGUCGUCGUGGCGCCGAGCGUCAACAGUGUGGUGCUUUGCGACGGGCCAUCUCUAACUGUGACAUCAUGGAAUCGCUACAAAUCGGAGCGCAAAUGCAAAGGGCAAUGAAACGAUGUGAGGAAAUGACCGGAUUACUCGAUCAGGAAGCACCGUACCAUCGCAAUGUAGUGAUUCCGGUCUUUAUUGGAAUAAUCUCUGCAGGAACUGCGCUUCUUUGCUACUGCGUCCUGAAAAACCUAAGCAAACGAUGUAUAAAGAGAUUUGCACGGACACGAAUCUCCUACAUGAGUCGCGAUUUUGAGGGCGAAAAGAAGCACAUGAUUCCGAAGAGAGGAGGUGAAAGUGAUGACGACAUGGUAACCUCAUUCCACAGGUUUGCCACAAGAGUACAUUUCUUUGCACCUCACAUUGAUGGUUUACCACUUCGUCCAACGACAUAG
Angiostrongylus costaricensis is the source of this 495-nucleotide messenger RNA. Lineage: Eukaryota; Metazoa; Nematoda; Chromadorea; Rhabditida; Metastrongylidae. The record is from the annotation of a GenBank genome assembly.